CAUGACAGGUGGUGGGGGCUUUCAGUUGAAGCAGUUGUGCAGAGAUAUUGAGCAGAGAUCCUUGCUUCCGAAUCGUUUUUCGUCUUUACGUGCACUUAGUUCUUGUAAUAAAAAAAUGUCGAAAUACACGAUUGUUAUGGUACGUCAUGGAGAGAGCGAGUGGAAUCAAUUGAAUCUGUUUUGCGGAUGGUAUGAUGCCAAUUUAUCUGACAAAGGUAAAACUGAAGCAACUCAAGCUGGAAAAGCAGUUAAAGACGCAGGUCUCAAGUUUGAUGUUGCUCAUACAUCAUUGUUGACAAGAGCUCAAGAAACUUUGAAAGCUAUUCUUAAAGAAAUCGGUCAAGAAGAUAUUCCCAUUCAAAAAACAUGGCGCUUAAAUGAACGUCAUUAUGGUGGUUUGACUGGUAUGAAUAAAGCAGAAACUGCUGCUAAGUAUGGUGAAGAACAAGUUCAAAUAUGGAGAAGAUCCUUUGAUGUACCGCCUCCAGCUAUGGAGCCGGAUCACAAAUAUCAUGAUACAAUAGUAAAAGACCCAAGAUAUGCAGAUGGACCGAAACCGGAGGAAUUUCCUAAAUUUGAGUCUUUAAAAUUGACAAUUGAUAGAACAUUGCCAUAUUGGAAUGAUACUAUUAUUCCACAAUUGAAGGAAGGGAAAAAGAUCAUUAUUGCUGCUCAUGGAAACAGUUUGCGUGGCAUAGUUAAACACUUAGAUCAAAUGAGCAAUGAUCAAAUCAUGGGAUUAAAUUUACCAACUGGUAUUCCAUUCAUCUAUGAGUUGGAUGAAAACUUUAAACCUGUUGUAUCAAUGAAAUUCUUAGGUGAUGAAGAAACAGUGAAAGCUGCAAUGGCUGCGGUUGCUGCCCAAGGAAAAGCUAAGUAAAAUUAAAGACAUUAAUUACAAUCUAUAUUAUGUAUGUACAAACAAAAAGUACUGAUGUCUAGUUUUGUUAAAAAAUGAUUUAAAUUAUUGAAAGACACACUUAAAUAUAUGU
Messenger RNA from Frieseomelitta varia, 992 nucleotides. RefSeq names its product phosphoglycerate mutase 2 (gene Pglym78). Gene Ontology annotation, molecular function: intramolecular phosphotransferase activity. NCBI's taxonomy places the organism in Eukaryota, Metazoa, Arthropoda, Insecta, Hymenoptera, Apidae. The transcript is spliced from 3 exons. The record is from RefSeq and is a predicted model, not a curated record. Gene Ontology annotation, biological process: glycolytic process. The coding region runs from base 2 to 880 and encodes 292 amino acids.